GUUGCACAGAGGGAUUGUGUGUGGUUCUUUUUCUGCAGGUUGAGAGAGCGUGGAAUGAUACGCAUGAGCACGUCGUCCUGUGGUGAAAGGGAAACCAUAUAAGCAAUAGAAGAUGAGACUUGUUGGUAAAGGUAGCUGCACUACCCAGACAUAGACGUAGAACUGUCACUGAGAGAUUCAUCACCAAGGGGACAACAUGGAUGAGCCGUUAUCAACUUUUACGACCAUAACCGAUUAUCCUGAAUUUGACACUUCUGACUACUCAGGCUUUGAUACAGGGCCAACUGAAAGCACAGGAAUGUGUGAGAAAAGCUGGGUCAGGGAAUUUCGUGGGCAAUAUGAACCCCCUCUCUUCUGGAUCAUCUUCAUCCUGGGUGCUGUUGGUAACCUGAUGGUGGUUUGGAUCUAUACUACUGUACACAACCGUAUGAAAACAAUGACCGACGUGUACCUCUUAAACCUGGCUGUGGCUGAUCUCCUCUUCCUGUGCAUGCUGCCAUUCAGGGCUGUCGAUGCUAUCAAGGGCUGGAACUUUGGUGUUUCUCUCUGCAAAAUGGUGUCCGCUGUCUACAAGAUUAACUUUUUCAGCAGCAUGCUCCUGCUCACAUGCAUUAGCGUGGACCGCUACAUUGCUAUUGUACAAGUUAUCAGGGCCCAGAACCUGAAAAAAAAGAGAUUGUUCUACAGCAAACUUGUCUGCUUAGCUGUCUGGGUUGUCUCCACUCUCCUGGCCCUCCCUGAGUUUAUCUUUGCUGAGGUGAAGCCGAAUCAAACAGGAACAUCUUUCUGUGUCAUGGUCUACUCGAACAAUACAAACAACUCGACUAAGAUCCUGGUGCUGUCCCUGCAGAUCUGCAUGGGCUUCUGCCUUCCUCUACUAAUUAUGAUCUUCUGUUACUCUGUCAUCAUUCGCACACUUCUUCAGGCCAAGACUUUUGAAAAGCACAAGGCCCUACGUGUCAUCUUUGCUGUGGUGUUUGUGUUUGUCCUUUCUCAGCUGCCUUACAAUAGCCUGCUGAUAGUGGAAGCCAUGCAGGCAACUGAGAUUACUAUCACAGACUGUAAAACUGCAAUAGGUUUUGAUAUAGCUGGACAGGUAGCCAAGAGCCUGGCGUUUACCCAUGCGUGCCUGAACCCAAUCUUGUAUGUCUUCAUUGGAGUGCGGUUCCGACAAGACCUCCUGAGGAUUGUGAAGAUGUGUGUUGGUGGCAAAGGAGGGCUCAGUAAAAUACAAGCAGUUCCCAAACGUCCUUCUGUAAUGUCAGACACUGAAAUAUGACACCUGAGCCUAGUUUAA
Molecule: messenger RNA, 1297 nt
Organism: Monopterus albus (swamp eel)
Lineage: Eukaryota; Metazoa; Chordata; Actinopteri; Synbranchiformes; Synbranchidae
Product: C-C chemokine receptor type 9-like
Exons: 3
Biological process (GO): calcium-mediated signaling; immune response; G protein-coupled receptor signaling pathway
Cellular component (GO): membrane; external side of plasma membrane
Molecular function (GO): C-C chemokine receptor activity; C-C chemokine binding
Source: RefSeq, a predicted model, not a curated record